Molecule: messenger RNA, 1092 nt
Organism: Lingula anatina
Lineage: Eukaryota; Metazoa; Brachiopoda; Lingulata; Lingulida; Lingulidae
Product: alpha-1A adrenergic receptor-like
Source: RefSeq, a predicted model, not a curated record
AUGACGGAUCUUUGUGAUGAUUUGGAAGUUUAUAACUAUACGAAAUGGGCCAGAAUCACGGUCACGGUGCUUUCGACGAUUGCCAUCGUACUGGGUACCUUUGGAAACGCCAGUGUGAUCAUCAUAACUAUCUCCACCCCCAUCCUGCGGACCUGGGACAAUUCCUUCCACAUCAAUCUGGCGGUCGUUGAUCUACUUAUCUGCAUCACGGUGGCGCCAUUCACGAUCUUUUCGGUGUGGUCGUGGGGAGAGCACUUCCCAUCUAAAUGCACCAUUGCCCGCGGGAUCAUCUUCGGACCUGCCAUUAACAUGACCAUUCUGGCAACCAUCAGCGUUCUACGUUCGUAUAAAAUUCGUCACCCAACGCACGACGUCAGCAAGGCAUUGAUGAAAGCAGGCAUAGUCCUGCCUUGGAUGAUCGGAUUUUGCUUGUCAAUGGUUGACAUACUGAGGAAAAAGGAGUACCCUUUUCAGGUGGAAUGUCAUAGUGAAGGAAGAGGUGAAGUUACCGUUUCUGCUCUGAUUCCUUUGGCUAUCAUUUGUGGCACGGUGAUGCUCGUCAGUUAUAUAUCUGCGUUUAAGAAAAUUUUACAUCAACGUCAAGCAAUAAAACCUUAUGCCACGGGCCAUAUAGUAAGUACUAUAUCCAAUACCAGAUUGGAAGAAUCUCAGUUUAAUGGUUCCACGUUUGAUGCCACGCGUGAAGGCAGAAGUAGACAUUUUGCAGAGACUUUGGCAUGCGAAUACUCAGAUGUGUUCGAAAUCAAAAAUGGAACCGAUCACCAUUAUAUUAAAUUGGUUCAAAAAGACCAACAUGUUAUUGUCACGAGUCUUAUAGUUAUCGCCGUGUAUGUUCUUACCGUUUUACCAACAAUCAUAAUGAACAGAGUAUUUGUAUUGGUUCAGCAUUCCGUUCACGCUUACGGUAUGGCGCAGGUCACUGCUUCGUUCGUUAUCAUUAAUAGUUUUGCCAACCCCUUCAUCUAUACACUGCGAACCGAUGUGGUACGAAAGAGAUUUUGUGACUGGAUGACGUCAAUAAGGAAAAAGAUCCGACCCCCUGAAAACAAGAUAGAGGACAAUUAUAUUUGA